Zingiber officinale is the source of this 851-nucleotide messenger RNA. Its product is annotated as basic transcription factor 3-like. The record is from RefSeq and is a predicted model, not a curated record. Gene Ontology annotation, cellular component: cytosol; nascent polypeptide-associated complex. The coding region runs from base 174 to 665 and encodes 163 amino acids. NCBI's taxonomy places the organism in Eukaryota, Viridiplantae, Streptophyta, Magnoliopsida, Zingiberales, Zingiberaceae. The transcript is spliced from 6 exons.
UACGGUAGUAAAGUUUCUCUACGAAUAAUUGACGGUCUUCGUCGAAGGCCUAAGGCACCUUAUCCGUGUACCCAUCGCCUUCCCCAAAUCCCAGCCCCUAAAGUCUUCUCGAGCUCCUCCUCCUCUUCCGGCGUCCGCCUCCCAGAUCGUAUCAUUUUGAGUGAACAUUCCAGAUGAAUCGAGAGAAGCUCAUGAAGAUGGCAGGCGCCGUCCGCACUGGUGGAAAAGGCAGUAUGCGCAGGAAGAAGAAGGCAGUUCACAAGACUCCGACUACGGAUGACAAAAGGCUCCAAAGCACUUUGAAAAGAAUUGGAGUAAAUACUAUACCUGCUAUCGAAGAAGUCAACAUCUUCAAAGAUGAUGUUGUCAUCCAGUUUCUUAAUCCCAAAGUGCAAGCUUCCAUUGCAGCCAAUACAUGGGUGGUUAGCGGUUCUCCGCAGACUAAGAGGCUUCAAGACUUGCUUCCUUCGAUCAUCAACCAACUUGGCCCUGAUAAUUUAGAGAACUUGAGGCGGAUUGCAGAACAGUUCCAGAAACAAGCAUCUAGCUCUGCUGCUGCUUCUGGCUAUGCAAAGGGUGAAGAUGAUGACGAGGAUGUCCCGGAGCUUGUUCCUGGAGAGACAUUUGAGGCAGCUGCCGAGGAGAAACAAGCUCCGCAGACUUGAGACCCAAGAGCAGUUUUAUUAGUCAGCACUCAACACUCUUGUAACGUUGCUUUAUGAUGAUUUUAUGAAUCAUCUACUCCAGAUUUUUAUUAGCAAAACAGUUCUGUUGAGAUCGUGUUCCCUUUCUUGCUUGAGAUGUACUGAGUGUAUGAGUUCAUAUGAAGAUAUGCAGUUUGUUCUUUCUAA